AUGGGCCUUCGAGGCUUACAAAUGGAGGAGACAGAGUCAUCAGCUACCCAGACAGAAUCUGAUGAUGACUUUGAAAUCUCGUAUGUGAUGGAACCCUUUGAAAGGCUCAACCCCAACCAGUGGCUCAUCUCUGCUACUAGUAGCCCCACCACUACGAGUCCUACUACGAGCAGUCAUAGCUUCAAUGUGACUCUGCAAGACGGCGCCAUGUUUGGCAACUCGUCGCUUCGCCUGGACUUUUCUUCUUCUACUGCAAGAAGAAUCCAAGUGGGAGUCUUGCAGCCAGAGACGCCUCACACGUGUCGAGAAGCGACCUAUAUGUCCCUCUGGUACAAGCAACUGACCCCCAUGGCCAACAACACCCAAGUCAGGCUCAUUCUAGUGGAUGACAAUGGGGAUCCCACCCAGUUCAACCGCAGUACCUACCCGAACCACAAUGCGACUCGGUCAUGGGAAUCUUACUAUGUUUCCAUUCCACUCUCCACCUCUGUCAAUGAGACAGACUGGCAGCAGCUCCAAGUGACGUUCGAUCAGUUCCAACCUCUUCAUGCACGAGGCAAUGGCGUGUUCGAUCUCCAUCGCUUGCGGGGUUGGAAGAUUGAGAUUUCACAGGCCAACAGCACUACCACCAGCACCAAGAGAAGUACACUGCUUGUAGACCAUCUCGCCUGUGUGGGAGGACCCGCCAUGAUGGGUGCCGGGCUGACUUCGUUUCCAAGUUGGGAACAAGCCAUUGACUCGGGUGCGUGGGACGAGAUAUGGUAUCAAUCCCCCAUGGCCGAGAACCAGAGUCAUGUGGCCCUCGACUACACGAAUGGGGCCCUCUCUUUGGAUUAUACAGUGGAAAUGGUCGAGUCCUGGGGUGGAUUCCUCAGUCUCGACAACAUGGCGGUUGGGCCCGCCUAUUACAAUCUUUCGCAAGCCAACACGUUGUCGUUGGGGUACAAAGUACGUCAACCUGCAUCCGUCCCCGGUCGCACCCAUUUACGCGUCAUGCUGGCCGAUGCCAGUGAUGUGCAUGUCUGUGCCCACACACAUCACUGCAACGACCAAACGGAAGAUUGGGAAUGGUGGUACUCGUUUCAUUACGUUCUGGACGAAGUCGCAGAUGCCUUUGGGGAGAUUCACAUGCCCCUCCGGGGCGGGACCAACUCGUCGGCGCCCUUUUGGUUGACCGGAUGGUCCGGUGGAAUUGGGAAUCGACAAUUCGACAAGGAAUACAUUAAAGGAUUUAAUAUUGAGAUUAGUAUGGAUUCGCAAGGGGAGUUGGGGUCGACCGUCAAUGGAUCCAUUGAUCUCUAUAACCUGACGGCGUACCAUCAGGACCAAUCGACUGCUCAGCAACAACAGCAAAUGGCAGUCCGAGAAACAGACAUUUCAUUUCAUUAUACCUCCCAAUUCCAAAAGAAAGAGUUUCAGAGCAGUCAAUGCGAAGCAACAUGUGCUGCCGAUCCGGAUUGUCGCUACGGAUUCUUCAUGGGCGCACAAUGCUACAUGGCCAGCUAUUUGGAAGCGACCGACAUUGGUAUCCCCAACACGCUCACGUUGCAACAAGAUCUGACGACUUUUUGGAUCGACGAUGCCACCAAGCGGGGAGACUUUUGCGACCUGUGCGAUUGCCAACCAUUCAAUCGCACCAUUGACUGUCGUGAUCGCAAUCUCGUGAUUCUUCCCAAAACAUUUCAAGAAGAAUGGACUCCGCUCUCGCUCGAUUUACGCAACAAUUCGAACCUCGUAUUCAUCGGAAAGGGAUCUUUGGAAGCGGUUGCUUCGUCGUUGCAAGAGAUUUGGCUUCCCGCAGAAAUGAGGCACAUUUCAUACCAGGCAUUGCAGCAACUUCCCCAGCUCACGGCCAUUCACACGCAAGCUGAUCAGCUGGCCACGGCAAUCAGCAGCGAUGAGCAAGGCAAGGGAGCAGCAGCUUUUGGCGACAUUUGCUGCUCGGUAGGAGAGCACUUGCCGCUGGCAGAGCCAUCGGGAGGACUCUCCUUUUGUAACAUGAAGGUGAAACAUCCGGGGGAUGAUGCCACAUACUAUCCCUUUGUCGAGUUUCCCGAUGGAGCCGUACAGUCCGAAGUGCGACCAAGUUCCCCAUUCAUGGCAGAAGCAGCCGAGAGUCCCGAGAAAUGUGCCGAGUAUUGUGCCAUUUCCAAAGAAUGCAACUUUUUUGGCUUUGACGGUCGGUUCAAAAACGCAGAACUCCUUUGUUACCUCUUUGAAACCAUGGGCAGUGGCCCCCAGAAAAUCUGUUGUGAAGAAGACCAUUUCGGGGAUGAAGACGGGACGAUUCCUGGUUGGACAUCAGGGUUACCGCCGAGAACUCGCCACACAAUGGACAAUGCCAAGGUCCUGAUUGAGCCACAAGCCAUUUCGAUCGAGACGUCUUAUGAAGGGUAUGGGGAAGCUUCCUUUGACCUGCAGUUGGGAUCCAGACCACAUCGAGGUGCUGUUUGGAUAGAGCCACAACUUGCCUCGUCCACACCCAUGGAGGUGACUUUUGAUCCUCCACGAGUCGUGUUGUACGAUGCCAACAGCACCGUCAGAGUGAAAGUGACUGUAGCCGCGGCUGACAUGUUGGGUACUGGGUCGACGUCGUUCGUGGUUCAAAACAAGAUCUCAUCCUGCGACAGCGCCUUUGUGGAAUACGCGGACGACAGCACAGCAACCCGCGAGACAACAAUAUUUGUUGACAUUGUGAUACCUGUGCUAGUAGAGCGGGAGACGGAAACAUCAGGAUGCUAUUUGGACAAUUAA
This is a messenger RNA of Seminavis robusta, 2754 nucleotides long. Lineage: Eukaryota; Bacillariophyta; Bacillariophyceae; Naviculales; Naviculaceae. The record is from the annotation of a GenBank genome assembly.